AUGAGCUUCGUGACGGUGGGAGGAGAGGCCUCCUCUCGCCCCACCUUUUUUGAGCUGGUGGCCGCCGACAGACUCCUCCCCAGCCUCAAGGCUGCCAUAGCAUACUCCCUAUCGGUCUAUGCCCAGCGCCGGCCCUCGCUGCUGCGGCUCCUGGACCACGAGGACGAGCUCUUCUUCCUGAUCAGCGCCUGGCUGCACCGGGGGUCGCUCAGGGCCUCCGACGCCUCCUUCGCCGAGGGACUGUAUGCGCUGCGCCGCGUCCCUGCGGCGCGGCGCGGCGCAGAGGAGGGGGCGGGCGGCCUGUCCCCGCAGCAGCGCAUCUCCACGCUGGCGCUCCUGACCCUGGUGCCCUACGCCCGCGCCAAGCUGGACGGCCUGCACGGGCGCCACGCGCCGCAGCUGCGCUCGCUGCAGGCCCUGGGCCUGCAGCCUCCUCCCGCUCCCGCCGCGAGGGGAGCAGACGGCCUCGCCGACGGCUGGCGCCGCCUGGCGCUGCGCGCCUUCCUCAGGGGCUACCCCUGCGUGGUGGCGGUGCACGAGGGCUCUCGCUUCCUCUACCAGCUGCUCUACCUGCUGGGCCGCUCCCCGCACUACGCCCCGGGCCUCCACCUGCUGGGCCUCACCGUGGCGCGGCUGCUGGAGUGGUGGUAUACCUCGGGCGAGCAGGCGCUGGGGGAGAGGGCCGCGCUGACGCCGCCGCCGCCCCCGCCGCCGCUGGCCCCCGCCGAGGGCGGCAUCCAGCUGCCCGACGACGCCGCGCUGUGCCCGCUGUGUAGAAGCGAGCGCAAGAACCCGGCCCUGCUGGCGCCGACGGGGUACGCCUUCUGCUACACCUGCGUGCACCGCCACGUCAGCGAGGCGGGCGCCUGCCCCGUGACCCUGGAGCCCGUCAAGCUGGAGGACAUCUGGAGGCUCUACCCCGGCAUGUGA
Molecule: messenger RNA, 930 nt
Organism: Auxenochlorella protothecoides
Lineage: Eukaryota; Viridiplantae; Chlorophyta; Trebouxiophyceae; Chlorellales; Chlorellaceae
Product: Peroxisome assembly protein 12
Exons: 4
Coding region: 1-930 (309 amino acids)
Biological process (GO): protein monoubiquitination; protein import into peroxisome matrix
Cellular component (GO): peroxisomal membrane; peroxisomal importomer complex
Molecular function (GO): ubiquitin-protein transferase activity; zinc ion binding; protein binding
Source: RefSeq, a predicted model, not a curated record